This is a messenger RNA of Dictyostelium discoideum AX4, 1788 nucleotides long. RefSeq lists its product as hypothetical. The coding region runs from base 1 to 1788 and encodes 595 amino acids. The record is from RefSeq and is a predicted model, not a curated record. Lineage: Eukaryota; Evosea; Eumycetozoa; Dictyosteliales; Dictyosteliaceae. The transcript has a single exon.
AUGAAAUCUUUUAUUAACUCUAUCAUUUCAAAUUUUAAUAUAAAUCAAAAUAAUAAAGAUAAUAAAAAUAAUAAUAAUAAUAAUAAUAAUAAUAAUAAUAAUAAUAAUAAUAAUAAUAAUAAUAAUAAAAUUUUAAUUUUAAAUAAAGAAAAUUCUAAUGAUAAAUUAUUUUUUAAAAUUUGGAGAAAUAAAUACCUAUUAAAAGAAAUUAGUUAUCAUUUAAGAUUAUAUAAUGAACAUUUUGGUAGAUGUUUUGAUUUUCAAAGUUUAAAAAAAUAUGAAUUUAAAGAUUAUAUAACAUCAAUUGGUAUCAGAAAUGAUGAUAAUUCAAUAAUUUUAAAUGAUUUAAUACCAUGGAAUAUUGAUUCAAUUACAUUUUAUACAACGAUUAAUGAAGAGUUAUUAAAUAAAUUACCAAAAUCAAUAACAUCGAUAUCGGUUAACAAUAGUAUACCAAUGGUUGUUGCAUUGAUACCAAGUCAUAUUAAAACCAUUGAAUUUCAAUCAAACUUUCAAAAAGCAUUAAUUCAAGGUUUUUUACCUGACGGUUUAAAGAAUUUAAUAUUUACAAAUCAAUCUUUUCAAUUAACAAUUGGUAUGAUACCACAAUCAGUUCAAUAUAUUCAAUUGGGUAAAGAUAAUUGUAAUUUAAUUGAAAAUCCAGAUGUUUUACCAAAGAAUUUAAAAACUUUAAAAUUUGGUUAUAAUUCAACAUCACUCAUUAAUCAAAAUACAAUACCACCGAGUGUAACUCAUGUUGAACUCAAUGAAUUUUUAAUACCAAAACCAUGGAUUGGUUUUCAAUCAAAUCCAUUUCCAAAUUCUGUAACCUAUUUAAAAAUUAAUGCAUAUUCAUUCUAUCAAAUACCAGUUCCACCAAAUGUUAAAACUUUAAUUUAUUCUGGUAAUUUCUCUUUUAAAAAUUCAACAUUUCCAUCAUCAUCAUCAUCAUCAAUACCAACAUCAUCAACAUCUGAAAAUAUUAAUCAAGAAUCAAUAUUUUCAUUUCCAAAAACUUUAAAAACUUUAACAUUAAGUUCAGAUUUUAAUCAACCAUUAAAAAAUUUAUUACCAAAUUCAAUUACAAAAUUAACAUUUGGUGGUGCUUUUAAUUGUCAAUUAGAAAAUAGUAUACCAAAAUCAAUAAAAUUUUUAAAAUUUGGUAAUUCAUUUAAUAAAAUAAUUAAAAUUGGUGAAUUAACUUCUAUCUCUCCUUCUUCUAAUCAAAUUAACAAUGAAAAUAAUGAUAAUGAAAUUAAUGAUAAUAACAAUAAUAAUGAAAUUGAAGAAUCAAAUUUAGAAAUUUUAAUACUUAAUAGAGAUUUUAAUCAAAAAAUUUUAAUUGGUUCUUUACCAAACUCAUUAAAAGAAUUAUAUUUUAGUUAUUUUUUUAAUCAAUCAUUUGAUGUUGGUAGUUUACCAAUUGCUUUAAAGAAAUUAGUUUUAGGUUCAAAUUUUAAUCAACAAUUUAAAAAAAAUCAAUUACCUCACUCAUUAACUUGGUUAGAAUUAAAUUUUGACUAUGAUCAACCUUUUAUACCAUUUGAAUCAUUACCUCAAUCUUUAACCUAUUUAGAAGUAGGUAGAUCUUUCAAUCAAGAAAUUCAAUUUGGUUCCUUACCAGAUAGUUUAGAAAUCAUUAAAUUUGGUUUCAAAUUUCAACAAUUAUUAUUAUUUGAAAAUUUACCAAAAUCAAUUAAAUCAAUUCAUCUUUGUUCAAAUUAUAAUUUAUUAAAUAAUAAUAAUAGCAAUAAUAUACCUUAUUAUUUAAUAAAUAAUUUUAAAUAA